AAGUACAGAACCCCUCCCAUUCCCUUUCUAACUUCCAAAAAAGAAAAAGAGUUGGGGGGAUUGAUAUGUGAUUUUUGUAUUUACUACUAAGCCUUAGUUUUUGCCUAUUCCCCAAUAUGACACGCAGGAUCUCUGCUUAAUUGAGCCAACUUAAAAGUCUGAUUAUGUUUAACCGCCUGUUUGUUUUUUUUCCUCAUUAAAAGGCCACACAAAUGUUAUUGCAGAUAAAUUAGAUCGGAACUAUUAGCAGAGUGGAACUAAUGUGUUUAAAAGGCAGAGGCAGCCCGUGAUAGAUCCGCUCCAUUCCGCAAAGGAAAGAAAAUCUGGGGAAGCCAGACCCAAUUGGGAUGCAUCUAAAGAGAGUCUGUUAAUCAUCUGGCUUCUGGUACAUUGUUUGGCACAGGAGGAGCACAGCCCCUCUGACUCUCUCUGAGGGAGGGACGGGAAGAUGGAGGGGCCCUUGGAUGCUGCGCUGAGGGAGCAGGUGGAUCCGUUUGAUUUGCUCUAGAGGAAGAUCGUUCUCUCUGCUUCUCUCUUUCUAUUAAGCCAACCUGAGACAUUGUGGGGAGCUGCUGGCUGGAUUAGGGGGGCUGUGGGCUUUUCCUUGGAUUAAAGAGACGGAUAUGCCUUCGCUGGAGUCCCAUGCUUGCAGAAGAGCUUGCCAUCUCUGACAGGGAAUGACCCCUUGGAUCCCCCAGAAAGAGGUUCACCAACGGUUCUUGCACAUAGUGGGCACUGGAUAAACCAUUGGGAGCUGUUCAUGGGUGGACAACUCGUUCUGCUCUGGAAUAAAAGAAGAUUUUAAUUUGAUAUUUUGCCUCCAUUAUGAUAUUUUUACCAGCCUAACAAUGGUCCUCCACUUUGUCCUCUUACUGCUGCUGCUAAGGGAUGAUGGCAAUGGGAAUGUCUGGAUUAUGGCCUCAGCACAGACCAAUGAAAGGAGGGUGGUGUCCUACAUGGCCGGCGAUAUCAUUAUCGGGGCGCUGUUUUCGGUACAUCACCAACCCACUGUGGACAAGGUCCAUGAAAGGAAAUGUGGAGAAAUAAGGGAACAGUAUGGCAUACAAAGAGUGGAAGCCAUGUUACAUGCACUUGAUAGAAUCAACGCAGACCAAACACUGUUGCCAAACAUAUCCCUCGGAUGUGAAAUAAGAGACUCCUGUUGGCACACUGCGGUGGCCCUGGAGCAAAGUAUUGAGUUCAUCAGAGACUCCUUGAUUUCUUCCGAAGAGGAGGAAGGUUUGGUUCGUUGUGUUGAUGGAUCUUCAGCGCCUUCCCGGUCAAAAAAGCCUAUCGUCGGGGUUAUAGGUCCUGGGUCCAGCUCUGUUGCUAUCCAAGUGCAGAAUUUAUUGCAGCUUUUCAAUAUACCUCAGAUUGCGUAUUCGGCAACAAGCAUGGACUUGAGCGACAAAACCCUCUAUAAGUAUUUCAUGAGAGUCGUGCCCUCAGAUGCUCAGCAAGCCAGAGCUAUGGUGGACAUUGUGAAGAGGUACAACUGGACAUAUGUUUCGGCAGUUCAUACAGAAGGUAACUAUGGGGAGAGAGGCAUGGAAGCAUUCAAAGACAUGUCGGCUAAAGAUGGCAUCUGCAUCGCUCACUCCUACAAGAUUUACAGCAAUGCCGGCGAGCAGAGCUUCGACAAGCUGCUAAAGAAGCUACGGAGUCAUCUCCCUAAGGCCAGGGUGGUGGUCUGUUUCUGCGAGGGCAUGACUGUGCGAGGGCUGCUUAUGGCCAUGAAGCGCCAGAAUAUCAUCGGAGAAUUCCUUCUACUUGGAAGUGACGGCUGGGCAGACAGGUACGAUGUGACAGACGGUUAUCAGCGGGAAGCGGCCGGUGGAAUCACAAUCAAGCUGCAGUCUCCUGAUGUGAAAUGGUUUGAUGAUUAUUACCUGCAGCUACGGCCAGAAAACAAUCUCCGAAACCCAUGGUUCCAGGAAUUUUGGCAACACCGGUUCCAGUGCAAACUGAAAGGGUAUUCGCAGGAAAAUCAGAAAUACAACAGGACCUGUAAUAGUCGAAUGUCUUUACGUUCUCAGUACGUCCAGGAUUCCAAAAUGGGCUUCGUGAUCAAUGCCAUCUAUGCCAUGGCGUAUGGGCUGCACAACAUGCAGACAGUGCUGUGCCCGGGAUACGCCGGUCUCUGUGACGCCAUGAAACCAAUCGACGGUCAAAAACUCCUUGACUCCAUCAUGAAAGCCAACUUCACGGGCGUCUCCGGCGAUAUGAUCACGUUUGAUGAGAAUGGAGACUCACCAGGAAGGUAUGAAAUCAUGAACUUUAAGAAAAUGGGCAAAGACUAUUACGAUUAUAUCAACGUUGGGAGCUGGGAUAAUGGCGAAUUGAAGAUGGAUGACGAUGAAAUUUGGUCAAACAAAAACUUGGUCAUCCGAUCAGUUUGCAGCGAUCCUUGUGCCAAAGGACAAAUAAAGGUGAUCCGUAAAGGAGAGGUGAGCUGCUGCUGGACCUGCACCCCCUGCAAGGAUAAUGAGAUAGUGUUUGAUGAGUACACGUGCAAGGCCUGUGAUCUGGGUUCUUGGCCUACAGACGAUCUGACAGGAUGUGACCCAAUCCCAGUGGAAUUUCUCCGAUGGAGCGACCCCGAGCCAAUCGCUGCCGUGGUUUUUUCAUGCCUUGGUCUGCUGGCCACAAUGUUCGUCAUGGCUAUCUUUAUUCUGUACAGAGAUACUCCGGUGGUGAAGUCGUCCAGCAGGGAGCUAUGUUAUAUUAUCCUAGCUGGCAUCUGCUUGGGCUACUUGUGUACCUUCUCUCUAAUAGCCAAACCGCAACAGAUUUACUGCUACCUACAAAGGAUUGGCAUUGGUCUCUCCCCGGCUAUGAGUUAUUCUGCCCUUGUCACCAAAACUAACCGCAUAGCCAGGAUCUUGGCUGGGAGCAAGAAGAAAAUCUGUACCAAGAAGCCUCGCUUCAUGAGCGCCUGUGCCCAGCUGGUCAUUGCCUUCGUCCUGAUUUGUAUCCAGUUAGGAAUAAUUGUGGCGUUGUUCAUUAUGGAGCCGCCAGAUGUUAUAUUUGAUUAUCCCAGUAUCCGGGAGGUUUACUUAAUCUGCAACACGAACAACCUAGGGGUGGUCACUCCGCUUGGCUAUAAUGGAUUAUUGAUCCUGAGCUGCACCUUUUACGCUUUCAAGACUAGAAACGUUCCGGCUAAUUUUAACGAAGCAAAGUACAUUGCCUUUACCAUGUACACCACCUGCAUUAUUUGGCUGGCCUUCGUGCCCAUAUAUUUUGGGAGCAACUACAAAAUUAUAACCAUGUGCUUCUCGGUGAGUCUGAGCGCAACGGUAGCCCUCGGCUGUAUGUUUGUGCCAAAGGUGUACAUUAUCCUGGCAAAGCCGGAGCGGAACGUGCGAAGCGCCUUCACCACCUCCACCGUGGUCCGUAUGCACGUAGGCGACGGGAAAUCUUCCUCAGCAGCUAGCCGCUCCAGUAGCUUGGUUAAUUUGUGGAAGAGAAGGGGAUCGUCUGGGGAAACAUUAAGCAUUUCAUUUACUCCUGGGCCUACCCACUCCUAUUGUCAGCAGCCAAUCGGAAUCUCAAAUGGCAAAUCUGUUACAUGGGCGCAGAAUGAGAAAAGCAGUAAAAGUCAACAUCUCUGGCAGAGACUCUCGGUUCACGUCAAGAAGAAGGAUAGCACCAAUCAAACGGCGGUCAUUAAGCCUUUUUCAAAAAGCAGCAGUGAGAACAGAUACAUCAGCACAUCUUUCCCCGACAGCAGUGCCAAAAUGUUAUAUGAUGUUUCAGAGGCGGAAGAGCAUUAUCCAGUGCAGUACCGACCGCAGACUCCUUCGCCAAUCAGUACUGUAAGCCAGAGAGCUAUUUCAACAACCCGCACAGAGGAUGAUAUUCCUUCUUUUCAUUCGGAUACGGCCCAAAGGAGUGGCUCCUCGCAAGGUUCCCUAAUGGACCAAAUCAGCAGCGUGGUGACGCGUUUCACCGCUAACAUCAGUGAGCUAAAUUCAAUGAUGCUAUCUGCAAAUACGCCAGGAACAAUGGUGCCCACGCCUCUUUGUUCUUCCUACCUGAUCCCGAGAGAGAUUCAACUGCCCACAACAAUGACCACCUUUGCGGAGAUCCAACCUGCCCCUAACAUUGAUUUCAACGGCGGGACGCAGUCCGUCAGAAAAUCAACGGACAGCGUCAAAGAUAGCACUUCAGAAGCGGCAGCAGUAAAGCAAGACGUCGAGGAGUUGGUAGCUUUAACGCCACCUUCUCCUUUUAGAGACUCCAUUGACUCCGAAAGCACUUCCCCUAGUUCACCAGUUUCGGAAUCGGCUCUCUGUAUUCCAUCCUCUCCCAAAUAUGACAAUAUGAUCAUGAGAGAUUACUCCCAGAGCUCCUCCUCGUUGUGAAUGUAAUUGAAGAUAAUAUAGGAGAUCAACAUCUACGAAUAAGGGGGUUAGCGGUUAGUGGUUUGCACAGAUCUGAAACACAUGCCCACUGUAGCAGCUGAAGUUUGGCAACUCCGAGAGUAAGAAUAAACGUCCCACUAAUAUAGAGCAGAUGUCAUAUGAGUGGCCUUAAAACGUGGUCUUUUUGUGAAAAAACUGGUUGCUUUUGAUGGUUUUUAUGGAGUCAAAAAAAAGAAAGAAAUUCUACACGUAUUAAGAGUAUAUAUUAAGUGCUUUUCGUUUACGUCGGGCUGUUUGUACAGAAACGGAUUGUGUCGACCGAAAAACAAAAAUAUAUUGUUUACUUAAGAUUUCUCUUCCCAGAAAUGAACCUUGAUCUUUUUGUCAAGAUUAGAAGACCAAACGUGAAUGUACAUUUACAAAGACUCAAACUCUGGGACCAAAAUGGCAUUUUUCUAUGGAGAGACUGUAGCAACAACAUCAACAACAACAAAAGCAGUAUCUUAUAUCAAGUGGCCAUGAAGCCACGUCAAUGUUUAUGUGGUGCCUAACGGCACGGAUAGCUGACACGGAGCAGUAAGUGACUAUUUAGGGCUUAACAUGCAAUGUUGUUUAUGAAGUUGUCUUUUGUAACUAUCGACCAUUCAUUCUUUUUAAAUCGUUUUAUCUUUCAGAGACAUGGGACUUGAGAAUUUAUUAGCAAGAAAAAAAAAA
Molecule: messenger RNA, 5081 nt
Organism: Xenopus tropicalis (tropical clawed frog)
Lineage: Eukaryota; Metazoa; Chordata; Amphibia; Anura; Pipidae
Gene: grm5
Product: glutamate receptor, metabotropic 5
Exons: 12
Coding region: 849-4367 (1172 amino acids)
Biological process (GO): positive regulation of intracellular signal transduction; cognition; regulation of postsynaptic membrane potential
Cellular component (GO): plasma membrane; dendrite; membrane
Molecular function (GO): protein tyrosine kinase activator activity; glutamate receptor activity; G protein-coupled receptor activity
Source: RefSeq, a predicted model, not a curated record